AUGUCAUCAUCCAACAAGAUUUCGCCACAAGAAGCGAAUGAGAAGCUAGCCGAGAGCACACUAGAAGGCAAAUGGCAAACCGUCGAAGAGAUCUACAACUCAUACCCGGAGUCGCAUACCGUGGCGAUAAGCGACUCCGGGGAGACGGCGCUGCACGUGGCCAUCGAACUCAACGAAGAGAAAGUGGUUAAGAAGCUGAUGGAAGCAAUCACCAAGCAUGAAGGAGGAAGGAAGAAGGCUCUUGAGGUGAGGAACCAGCAUGGGGACACGCCGUUACACGUGGCGGCUUCUAGAGGGUUCGUGAAACUGUGCAUGUGCAUCGUAGGGGAGGAGAAUAGGCUGUAUUUGAUAAGUUUGAAGAACAAGAAAGGGGAGACACCUUUGUUUCUUGCUGCUCUCAAUUGGAACAAACAUGCUUUUGCGUACCUUUAUGAUGCCACAAAACAUUCUGUUAUUUUGAAUGAUCUUAUACGCCAAGAUGGUGAUAGUAUUCUUCAUUGUGCUAUUCGUAGGGAAUAUUUUGAUUUGGCAGUGAUAAUAGUGCAUUGUUAUGAUUUCCUCAUCACACACACCAACAAAAAUGGAAUCACUCCUCUCGAAGCCCUUGCCACCAGGCCCUCUGCAUUCAGAAGCGCAAGCAAACUUUCAUUGUGGAAGCUAACUCUUUAUCACUGUAUACUUGUCGAACCACUAGAUGUUGAAACUACAAUGGAUAAGAUUUUGAGAAAGAUGAAGAAGCCUCCAUCUGAAAAGUUGGAGUUCCCUGAGAAUUAUGCAACACUAUGUCAAGCAUUGUUGAACUUAAAAUCUCUACUUGUGGGAAGCUGGAAAGAAGAACAGGAAAAAGAAAAGCAUGACGCAGAAAAUCCACAAAAGAAAAAUUCAGAAAAACAUGAGGUUGGAUUUCUGCCACCAAAUUAUUCUACCCUUCAACAAUUCAUCAGGUCAAUGUAUGUGCACACUCUUGGCCUCUCGGGAGUGGCGUUGAAGGAUGUAAAAAAGAUAAAGAAGAAGCACCAGUGGAGUCGUCAACUGCUGGACAAACUGAUGGAAAAGCCAUAUGAAGCAUUCACCGGAAGGGGUGGUCAACCUGAUCUUAUUAGUGGUUGGGAGUUUGACACUGGCGUCUUUGAAGCUUUUCAUCAAUUUAAUCAAGGUGAAAGCAGCAGUAGAUUCGAAAAUGUUGAAAAAGAAAAAGAAGAAAAAAUCCAAACACCAAUGCUGUUGUCAUCGCCGAUAACAGAUAGCAGAAAGUCAACUCCUAAUCAAAAUAAGGAGGCAAAGGAUGGCAUUGACCCGAAAGAGACAGCAUUUCUAGUGGCGGCGAAAAACGGCAUAGUUGAAAUGGUUAUCAAGAUUCUAUCGAAAAUACCAAGUGCAAUCCACAACACUAACACAAAGAAGGAAAAUGUUUUGCUGGUGGCAGUGAUGAACAGGCAACCCUUUGUCGUUGAGACACUGAGAAUGAAAUCAAAACCAGAAGUUUGGAACAACUUGGUUCUGGCUGCAGAUGAUGAUGAGAACACCAUGUUGCAUUUGGCAGCUUAUGCCCUCGGUGAUGAGAAGCCAUGGCAGAUACCUGGCUCUGCUCUGCAAAUGAUGUGGGAUAUCAAGUGGUUUGAGUAUAUCAAGAGCAUUGUGCCGCAACACUUCAAUUACAGAACCAACAAGAAUUCAAAAACAGCAGGAGAAAUCUUUAAGACAGAGCACAAGGAUCUCGUCAAAGAAGGUAGCGAGUGGCUAAGGGAAACAUCCGAAUCCUGCUCUGUUGUAGCAGGGCUAGUAGCCGGUGUUUCCUUUGCCACAGCAAGCGCUGUCCCCGGAGGGACAAACGACGAAGGUAAGCCUUUGUUAGAAAGACAACCGGCAUUCGAGGCAUUCGCAGUUUCCUCUCUUAUUGGACUUUGUUUCUCCGUCACCGGACUGAUAAUGUUCCUGGCCAUCCUGACUUCUCGAAAAGAAGCAAGGGAUUUUCGCAGAGGAUUGCCGACGAAACUGCUUCUAGGGUUGAGUUCUCUCUUUGUGUCCAUCAUAGCGAUGUUUGUUUCCUUUUGUUGCGGGCAUUUCUUCAUUAUCAAUCACAAGUACAAGACGUUCUUGUUUCCUUUCUAUGCCGCCACUUCCAUACCCGUGGCUUUCUAUGCCUUGGCGCAGUUUCCACUCUACUUUGAUCUUCUAACUGCUAUUUUGAGUAAGGUGCCACGUGCAAGUGACAAAGUUGAAAGUUUUUAGCUCCUUUCUAUUAGAUAUGUAGGUGAUAUGUAGGUGGAAACUCAACUGCAGUCGACUUGACGUGAAGUUGAUAGUUGAGAGUUGUUAGAUGAUUUGACUAAAUUUUCAUCUAACGGUUCUCAUCUAUCAACUUCACGUAAAGUCGACUGCACCUGAGAUUGCACUGUAUAUAUGUAUCCUUAAUCAUAUUUUGAUUUGCUGAUUUUUUUUUUCUUU
This is a messenger RNA of Arachis stenosperma, 2448 nucleotides long. RefSeq lists its product as uncharacterized. Bases 1 to 2232 code for a protein of 743 amino acids. The transcript is spliced from 7 exons. Gene Ontology annotation, molecular function: protein binding. NCBI's taxonomy places the organism in Eukaryota, Viridiplantae, Streptophyta, Magnoliopsida, Fabales, Fabaceae. The record is from RefSeq and is a predicted model, not a curated record.